Molecule: messenger RNA, 11114 nt
Organism: Nasonia vitripennis (jewel wasp)
Lineage: Eukaryota; Metazoa; Arthropoda; Insecta; Hymenoptera; Pteromalidae
Gene: Isha
Product: SR-related and CTD-associated factor 4
Exons: 19
Coding region: 1381-6978 (1865 amino acids)
Cellular component (GO): nucleus
Molecular function (GO): RNA binding
Source: RefSeq, a predicted model, not a curated record
GUGCUGUCUCCACCGAGACUUGUUGUGCCGCACGGCGUGCUGUCCGUGUGCCGUCUCUGUGCUAUCAAGCGGGGACAUCUGGCGGGCGUAUUUUGCAGAGCAUGCUCUUGACGUGCCGCACGUCGUGCUGUCACUGUGCCGUCCAGUUGCUGUCUCGACCUAGGGCGUCUGUACGCGACGGCACAGAGACUGCACAGCGACAGCACGCGUGCCGCGUGCUCAGAAUGUUGCAUUAUUAAUAAUUAUGGACUUUAAUUAGUAAAGAGCAUACAUUUAUUACUUUUUUUAUUCUCUCCAAACCGAAUUACAUUUAAACAUUAUUUUAUUACAUAAUUCUAAUUAUUAGCGAUGAUUAUUAGGUGCAAUUGUGCAUCAAAUUGUAAGAAGAGUUGUGGCUCAGAGGCUAGAGCUUCGGACUUCUGAUCCAAAGAUCGUGAGUUCCAGCCCUACACCCGGCAGAUUUUUUUUUCUUACAUAAAAUUUUUUUUAUACUAUAUAACAAAAUUUAUUAAUUAUUUAUGAUGUAGAUGCUUAGUUAUGCGUUCUAACUAAUUUUUAUUUAGCGUUAUUUUUAUAUGCGAUAAAAUCGCUCCCCGCCGGUAGCGUUUUCUGCUGGCACAGAGACGGCACAGAGACGGCACGUCGUGCUGUCUCGCCGUGCCGUCACGUGCCGUCUCUGUGCUGCGGCAGCUGGACGUCGCGUGCUGUCGUGGAUGCCGCCAUCUCGUGCCGUCACGGGGACGUCUCUGUGCCGACACGUUGUUAUCUGGGAUCAGUCCAUCAUCGCAAAAUACAUAAGUAAGCGCUGCCUGAAAUUACAUACUCCCGGGCGAAGGAAGCGCGCCGCCGCGCGCAUUGCAUGCCGGGACAACCUAGCCGCCUCACAUAUAUACAUCGGCUAUAGCUAUAUAUAUAUAUAUAUAUAUAUACAUACACACCAGCACAGCGAGUCGUGCACACACGGAGCCGGCGCCAUCUUGGAUGGCAUGGCCUCCUCGCUGCUGUGCUGCUAGUGAGCUCCUCGAGUCUCGACGCGUACUUAUUAUACAGACGACCGCUCCCGGACUCAUCGCCCGGACGACGAGGACAAGGAGUUCGUCAUGCUGAACUCGAGCCCCGGCUCCGAGUGAGUGUAUCCUCGCAACAGUAGUGCGUGUCUGUGUGCUAGCUCCAUCGUCGCCGCCGCCACCGCCGCUGCUGCUCUGCUCCUCCCGCAACGUCGUCCACGUAACGGCAAGGGAGAGGGAGAGAGAGAGAGAGAGAGAGAGAGAGAGAGAGAGAGAGAGAGAGAGAGAAGGAGAGCAGGUGCGCGUCGUCGUCGGCGACGCCUGAAUCUUCCUCGUCGUCAGGAUCAGCGUCGCCCGAUGCGCACCACCAGCCAUGGACGCCGUCAAAGCUUUCAAUGCCGAGCUCUCGGGCCUCUACGAGGUCAAGCCACCCAUCUCCAAGGCCAAGAUGAACUCCCUCACAAGAGGAGCCAUCAAAGCCAUCAAGUUCUACAAACACGUUGUGCAGAGCGUCGAAAAGUUCAUCCAAAAAUGCAAGCCAGAGUACAAAGUUCCAGGGUUAUACGUCAUAGACUCUAUUGUAAGACAGUCAAGGCACCAGUUUGGCACAGAAAAGGAUGUAUUCGCACCCAGAUUUGCCAAGAAUAUGCAGACUACGUUCUUGAAUCUACUAAAAUGCCCACCCGAAGAUAAGAGCAAAGUCAUCAGAGUGCUGAAUCUCUGGCAGAAGAACGCCGUCUUUCCGCCCGAGGUUAUUCAGCCGCUUUUCGAUCUAGUUGAUCCUAAUCAUCCUAUUCACAAGGAACAGUCAAAUGGAGUUUUAAAUGCAUCUUCAGGUAAUAAUAUGAGUAAUAUUAGCGCUGUAUCCAAGACCUCGCCAUCUACUGCCAAAAAUACGCCAAAGGACCAAAAACUCUUCACAACAGCAAAACCCAUUGAUCCAGCAUGGCUAGCCCAGACAAAGAUGGAGACAGCAAACAUAGUCAAUGCGAACAAGUUGCUGGGGCAGGUCGGUUCGAAUCAAAUGGACGUUUCAUUCCUUGAUCAAUUGCAGCAUUUGCAGCAGCUGCUGCUGAAAAAGCAGGAGGCGGCGAACGAGACCACUCAAAGCUCGGUCAAGUUUGACAAAAAACUUCUAGACUUUGACUACGGUGAGGAAGAGGACGACGAUGUCCAGGUCGCGACAUCGCCGAAGCUGAGCCAAGUAGUCAUGAGUCAGCACAACGCCAUUACAACAGCCACCAAUAACCUCGAGAGCCUCGGCAUCUUGCUUGCAAAUCCAGAGGUUUUAAGACAACUGCAAACACUACAAACCCUGCAGAAUAGCACAAAUACCAUACAACAUGAGAUGGAGGAAAAAAUGCGCAAAUUGCAACAAAUGAAGCAACAGGAAGAAGAGUUUGACAAACAUCUGGCUCAAACCGUACCUAAUUUACCGUUUGCCUCGGAGUGCGAGCUAAAACCGACAGACAUCAUGAAGACUGCUCCGCCGCCACCACCACCGCCUCCACCAGUCCCAUACGGUCCGAUGAUGAUGAAUCCAGCCAUGAUCAUGGGACAAGAUAUGAGUCAGCCACCGCCAGGCUAUCAUCCACCGGCGAUGCCCUUUGUCUCACAACCGCCCCCACUCAUCAGACCGCCAAUGAUGCCGGCUAUGCAAAACAUAGUCCAGCCAAGUCCACGAAUAGAAGAAAAGCGAGAAAGUAGCGUCGAAAUAGUCAACUGCGAAUCAGUGCGAUCAUCGAGUAGAUCGCCCGAUCGCUUCAGGCGACAUAGCAGGUCUAGAUCACCUCGACACCGAGACAGGGAAAGAGGAAGGGAGAGGGAACGCGCGGAUAGGAAGUCACGAUCGAGAUCAAGAUCUAGAUCCAGAUCAAGACGCCGCAGGUCACGUUCAAGAGAAAGGAAUGACAGGAAACGCGAAGACAGUCGAGAUAGGUUGUCAGAAGAGGACAGAGAGAAGGAAAGAGAGCGUCGCAAACGAGGUCUUCCUCCAUUAGUUAGAGAAAAACUCAGUGUAUGCAGUACCACAUUGUGGGUAGGUCACUUGUCGAAACUGGUUCACCAAGAAGAACUUUCCGAUACUUUCGGAGAACUCGGCGACAUCGUCAGUAUCGAUUUAAUUUCACCCAGAGGCUGCGCCUUUAUUUGCAUGAACAGACGUCAAGAUGCUUACAGAGCAUUGACAAAAUUAAAGAACCACAAAAUGCAAGGAAAAGCAAUAACGUUGGCAUGGGCACCGGGCAAAGGUGUCAAAGGCAAGGAAUGGAAAGACUAUUGGGAAGUAGAACUUGGAGUAAGUUAUAUUCCUUGGAGUAAAUUAAACAAUAUCUCGGAUCAUGAACUCGAACUUCUCGAAGAAGGAGGAAUGAUCGACGAGGAUUCUAUGCCUCCUAGACUAAAAGGAAGGAGAAAGCGCACUCCGGAUUCGGAAUCGACACAAUCGACUUCUAAUGCAGGUUCAGCCGUACCAACGGUAAGCGAUGGUGUGAUUCAGCAGCCACCAACAAGCAAUGCCAGUGCCAGUAGUGCACCAAUGGUGGAUACGAGUCAACCACCGCCUAUCAGACCGCCAACGCAGACGCCUUUGCUACCCCCACCAAAUCAACAGCUUAUGAUGCCACCGGGCUUUAGCAUGCCUCCGGGUAUGCUGAGCGCAAUGGGUCUACAGAUGCCGCCGGGGCUGAUGCCAAAUGUGCCUAUCGGCGUGCCGCCACCCAAUAUGCAGGGCCUGAUCGGCCCGCCCGGUAUGAUGCAACAGAUGAUGCAGUCGCAGGUUAAUUCGCCAUUCGGUGCCGGUGUCGGUGUAGGCUUACUCACGCAGAUACCUAUGCCCGCACCUGCGGCUCCAUCUGACAAACCUAAUUCUACCGGAAUGCCACACAACGUUCCACCACUAGGUGUUCCACCACCAACUUCGGAACCAGGCAUGCCAAAUCUGCCGAUGAUGCGCCAGCCGUACGGUAUGAAUAUGAUGCAGCAAAUGCCUCCUCAGCCACCUUCCCGCCAACAGCACCAGCAACAGCAGCCCCCACUUCCUCAUCAACAACAUCCCGACGACAUGGACGUAGAUAUGGAAGACGCGAUGCCACCACCCAUUAUUCAACACGGCAAAGACGGUGGCUAUAAUAACAACAAUAAACCUCCGAGUCUAAGUGAUCAGCUGUUGGCUGCCAUGAAGGGCAACGACCGGGUGGACUCAGACAGAGACUAUGGACGAGACCGAGAUAGAGAUCGCGACAGGAGAGACAGGGAUAGAGGCGGUCCUGGACUAGGCGAGAGAGACAGGAAUGACAGGGAUAACGACAGGAGUAGAGACCGAGGAAGAGGAAGAGAUAGAGGUGGACGGGAUAGAGGCAGGCGAGACAGCCGGGACAACAGAGAUAGAGAUGACAGGAGAGGUGAACGAGACCGUGAUGGUCGCGAUAUGAGGCAUUCUCCGAUGCGCCAACAGGACAUGAUGGAUAAAGAAGUGAAAAAAGAUACGGGACCCAAGUCCUCGCUAGCAGAUCGUUUGCGUCAACUCGCAGAUGGUACUCUGCCACUGAUGGACGAACGUAUCGACAGAGAUAUGCGUGGUAGUCGAAACGACCGCGAGCGCUCAUAUGACGAUCCACAGAGACGACCUCCGGCAAUAGACGGACCGCCAACGCCUCAACAACAACCAACGACAUCGCAAUCGCAGUCUGGACAAGGAGGACCACCUAGUUUACUGCAACAGGUCACAGGCGUUAGAAGAGAUGGGCCUCCUUCGCUCAUGGAUAUACCAGCAAAGUUCCCCGGCGCGCCGGACAGGCCUGAAUUUGGAGGAAUGUCUCGAGACUUUGGUCCCAGAUCCGCGGAACGUGAUUUGCUGCGAGAAUUUGCACGCAGCGGUCCUGCAGAAGCGUGUGCUUUGCUCGCAGGUUUAGAGCGCGAUGCCCGCGGUAACUUUGUGCCUCGUGGACCGCGAGGACCGCUCGAUGACUUCCCGGAUGCGCCACGUAGCUUGCUGGACCGUAGGUUCGGCCCGCCAGACAGUCUGGAAUUCGAGGCACGUGCAGCACUUGCUGCUGCUGGCCGACCCGUCGACCCCGUGGACUUUGACAUGCGUCUGGGCGGACCGCCACCGCCACCGCCAUCAUCCCGCGACUCUGACUACGGCGGAGAUAGAGCCGGCACCCGAGGCAUGGUUGACGAUUUUGAUCGCAAGCGCUUUGACUUUGACAUGCGAAGGGGCAAUCCUGCAGAUUUUGACAUGGCGCGAGGCAUUCCUGAUGAUUUCGACAUGCGAGGAAUGCCAGACGACUUCGAUCGCAGAAGAGAAUUCUUCUUAGAGGCCAAGUACGGACAUCCAGGCAUGAUGGGACCCAGAGGACCCAGAGGACCACAUCCGUCUAUGAUGGGAGGACCCGAUGCAUUUAGAGGUCGAGGCCCCGGUCCAAGCAUGUAUCACCAACGAGGCAUGGGUCCACGCGGUAUGCGUGCAGGCAUGAGACCUCCACCCUUCGGGCCAGGUGGUGGACCCCUGAGUUCGCGCGGCGGCCCACCGUUUGAUCCACGGGACGGCCCACCGUUUGAUCCAAGGGACGGCCCACCAUUUGAUCCGCGAGAUGGACCGGACUUUUUCCGUGGUGGUCCAGGCUUUGAUGAGGCACGUGGAAGUAGACCUUUCGGGCCGGGCGGACUCCCGCCACCGUUACUUGGCGGCUUGGGCAGUGAUGGCAGCCCAGCUGGACCAUGGAGGAACGAUAAUGGACCUCCGCCACUUUUACCACCUGGACGGCUGGAAGGCCCUGGAGCUCCGGGUGGACCGGGUAUACCUGGUGGACCUGAGUCAGAGGAAGCUGCUAGAGAUCCUACUGUUCCUGGAAAAGAUGGAGGACGAGAUAAUGGCAAAGAGGGAAAACCCAGCAAGCGAGGCAGCAGCUCAGAAAGGGAAAGAAGGAGGGAGAACAGAAAGUCUAGGUGGGGCAAUGCCAGUCCCUCGUCUGAAGUACCGGAAAUCCAAUCCGAUUCUUCGUCAAAUGUCAUCCCUAGUGACUUUGACUCUCACAAUAAUGGAGAACCUCGUGAGCCCACUGAUGCACAGCCGCCACAACCUCCGCAAGAGGAGCGUCAAGAACAGCCUCCUCCACCACUCGACAAUUGGGCGGAACCUCAAGCACCUAUUCAAGAGGUCAACAUGGAAUCCGUUGAUCAACACACAGACUCACAGCCACAGGGAGGCUUUGAGCCUCGCGGAGAACCCGACUUCAAGGACUACAAUGCUCCGCAAGAUCGUUCUGAACCCGAAGAGCCACGACAGUUUGAGCCUCCUGCUCAGGAACGACACGAGCCUCCACCAGCGGAGCGAUAUGAACCGUCUCCUCAGGAGAGUUUUGAGCCACCGCCUCAAGAGCGGUUUGAGCCGCCUCCUCAGGAGAGUUUUGAGCCUCCGCCUCAAGAACGCUUCGAAGAACCUCCUCAGGAGCAUUUUGAGCCUCCUCCUCAGGAACGUUUUGAAGAACGUUUCGAAGAACCUCCUCGAGAGCGUUUUGAGCCUCCGCCUCAGGAACGCUUCGAAGAACCUCCUCAGGAGCGCUUUGAACCUCCACCACAGGAGCGCUUCGAACCUCCACCCCAAGAACGCUUCGAUCCUCCGCCUCAGGAGCGAUUCGAGCCUCCACCUCAGGAGCAGCAAAACUUCGAACCUCCAGCUGAGGAGCGAUUCGAGCCACCUCCUCAGGAACGUUUUGAACCUCCUCCCCAGGAGCGGUUCGAACCUCCUCAGGAGCGCUUUGAUCCUCCUCCUCCGGAGCGCUUUGAUCCUCCUCCUCCGGAGCGCUUCGAUCCUCCUCUUCAGGAACAACACUACGAGCCUCCCACGGACAACCACUAUGAGCCUCCUGCUCACUCCCCGGAAAAAUUCGAGCAUGAACCACCAACCUGCGAGAAGUCCGCUGAGUCAGAAGCUCCACCGCAACAGCAGGACGACUCUGCCGAAUCGUAAUAAAGGAUGAUGAACUAGUGCCGAUGACGGUUUGUUAUAUGCUCUAUGAAUCGACGGCGGGUCUCGAUCCCGUCGCCGCGCGACAACUCUGUGAAAAGAAUGAUACAAACAAGUAUGCGACGAGAUAAAAACAUUGUAUUAUAAGGGAGAGAAUAAGCGUUUGGAGACCCUUGAAGCGCGUGUACAUAAAGAGACAUGUCGAUAUGUCAUUUCUCAAAGGGCGACCACUCGCUGGUUUAUUGUGCGUAUAUUAUUAACUAUUAACGAAAGUCAAUCGAUGCUCUUAUUCUUUUUUGCGCGCGAUAGAGUGAGAGAAUGAGAGUAUCAGAGAGUGAUAAGAGAGAGAAAUAAGCGAGACUCGGAGUGGUGAGAGAGAACUCGGGUUCUCCUUCCUCGUUCCUUGUGGUUCUAAUUUUACUUUGUAUUUGAUGCCGAGUCGCGGAAAGAUGUCGCGUAUACUCUAUCGAAAAAACACUACGAUUUCUUAUUUUUCCGUUAUCUCCACCGUCGAUUUUUAAGUCGUGCACGGAGUCGUAAUUAGCUGGCAAAAUUGAUCUGGAUUUUAUCCUUAAAAGCACGUGAUUGUAUUGUUCUGAACGUGUCCUCUAACACGAAUUGACUCGAUUACUUUGAACUUCUUGUUAAAAAUCGCAUACUUUGGGCUCAAUGGUUGAAUGAGCGUUUACAAACGUAUCAAGAUUCUUGCACGUGAUUUGCACUUUUAACGCGAUAAGAGUCAUCUUUUUGCUAGAUCAUUUUUGUCCACGUGUACGUGCGCUGGAGGAAGAGAUAAACGGAUAAAUGCAAGUCGGAGGUUCUUUCUUGCACUGUUAGUUGAUAAAUCCGCUGCUUGAAGCAAACGACACUGCUGUGAUAGUGAACACAGGACCUAAUGUCCAAAUAUGCGCAAAACUUAAAUAUAUAGGAAUAUAUAUUGAAGAAAAAACGAUGAGGGCGAGCGACUAGUCGAAUGCUUUAAAGGUUGCCAGAUUGUUUAGAUACAUUUUUUCUCUUUCUUUAUUUAAAGAAAGAAUUUUAUUGUUCAGUACGGCAUUUUGAAGACACGUUCAACGCGUCGGGCAUAACUUGACGGUUAUCGCGUGUGCUUAUUUAUUAAUAAUGUACAUAGAUUUUUAUAAUUCCACGGGAUGAUCAAUCAAAAUAAGAUAAUAAAUAUUUUGUAUAUACAUCACUUUAAACAAGAAUCUAUCUGGCGUUCUCAUUCCAAGCGACUUGAUACCCAGCAUUAGAUAUGUAUUAUUCAAAAGAUUGUUUUUUCUAAAUUGAUCGAGUUGUUUUGAGCGAAACAUUAAUUCUCUUAAUUUCAAUUGAACAGAGCAAUAGGUUGUUGUUGUAUUUUAUUUUUCAUUUUAAGAUUUGCAAUUUUAGUUUCUAUUUGAAGAUUUCAUUUGAUUCUUGGUAAGCUGAAAAAACGCUUUACGUUAAAUGAGAUAUUUAUUUCAAUAAUUAUUUAAUAGGUUCCGUAGUAAUGAAAUAAAUAUUUAUCUGGAUUAGUUAACGUUUAUCCAGUUUACAUGUUUGUCACAAUCAUUUCUGUAUACAUUAGGUAAAAAUUUGUAAAAGAAACUCGUCUCUCGAGUUAAAAAAAAGAGGCGAAAGGCGAGAAAAUACGAUAAGCAUCGUACGCAUCCUGUGUUCACGCACUGCAACGUCCUUAUUAUCUCACGGCGCAGCGAUGGAGAGGACUCGCGCUUGCGCUCAAACUGAGUGACAAGUGCAAGGUACUGUUUUAUACAUUCACAUUCAUAAAAUUAGUGAUGGCGUAAAAUAAAUGUUUUCAUUUAUUAAUUUUUUUGUAUGAAACAUAUAAAUAAGAGGUUGAGAGAAGGAAGACGCGAUGUCUCGCACCACUCUGACGAUUCCGCAGACUCUUGAAAAAAAGCAAACGAUACUUGGUUGAAUGAAUGAAAGAAACAAAAAGUGUAUGACAUGUAUUUCACCGCUGUUUCGAUACUUCCCUUGAAACCGACACUUAUCUCCCGAUGUACGUGUUAAUGAUAAACAAUAGAUUUGCGAUAGAUUUGCGAAAAGUGUAUGUCGCAAUCGGCUUCAGCUUAUUUUGGAGUUUUUAUUUGAAUGAUGUAUUGUAAAACAAUUUUUUUGCAUAUUGUGUUUGUGCAUUGGAAAUAAGUUUUCAAGGAGUAUCGCAUCUCUAUCGUAAUAAUCAUCUAGAAAAUAAAUUUUUCAAAUGUAGACUUCUUCGUGAAAAAUUUUAUUUUUAAAUAUGAAACUUAUGCAUUCAAACAAAUUUUAUACGCGUUAUAUAGACAAAAUAUUAUCGCGUAGGAUUCAAGUUUUUUUCAACGUAAUUUUAUACAUAUUGCUAUCUAAAAUAUAAUAGACUGAAUUGGUUUGAAAAUAUUUUUUUAGAAAAUUGCAAAGUUAUGUGAAGAAUGGAAGCAUUUAAAUGUAUGUGCCAUUUGGUUGUAAACUUAUUUGUUUUUAAAUCAUCUAAAUUAAUUUUGUAAAUAUUAAUACAUUCAUAAUAUUUGUAAAACGAUUCAGUCUUUAAUACACUUAAACAUAUUACUUUGUUGGAAUGUAAAAAAAAAUAAUUAAAAUUAGGACUUAGAAUUAUGUUUACUGUAUUUACUUAAGGAUUUAAGUAUAAUAACUAUAGAUUUAGCUUCUAACAAUUUUCACGUGUAAAAUAAUGUUGCUUUGAAAAAUUUGAUUUUUUGAUGAUGUUUAUCUUAUAUACUUUUCAUUAAUCUAGUAUUUAUGACAUUUCAAAGUUUUUAAGUAUAUGUACGCAUAUGGCUUUACUGUUUGCAGGAUCUUAACAGAUUUGUACUUUCGCGUGACGUUGACCCUGCCGUAGUCAUGUUUGAAUUUGAAACUUCAAAGUCGUUUGUUGUGAGGGAUAAACCUUUUGUUAAAUCACGAAUAGACAUUCGUAAUUGCACGGAUAGAAUAGGUUUUUCUUUUAAUUUUGAUAAGAUUAUUUUGCAGUAGUUGCUCAAGGUUAUUUUAUAUUCAUAAUAAAUUCAUGAAAUUUUAUUAAUUGUAGAUAAAUCUUGCAAUCGCUUAAUUUUUCAGCAACUUUUGUAAAAUAAUUAGAAUUGACUCCAAAACAAGUGUCUAUUUACGAACAUAACAAAGGGUGCUGGUCUCUGUGUUAAAUAUAAUAGUAGUAGUAGUAAUCAUAAUUAUAAUUUUUUUCUGUAAUCGUAGUUUGUUGUCUGCAAUCGCUUUUAUGUGAGAAAAAUGAUACAGAAACAUGACAGAGUGUUGCGUGGCAUCGUGCUUUCAAAUUUUUUCCCAUAAGGAUUGCACGAAGUUCAAUAAUGGCAAACGCUAUGAAUGCGAAAAAAUAACUGUACAGCCGACAGCAGGAGACAUUCGGUGUAAUUUAGAUUUAUUUCAAUGCAAUAGCUUGAUUUUUUAGUUGAAAAAAUUUAACGAACUUUCUAGUUUACUGCAUUUCUGGGCGUUAAAAGAUGUAGGCCAAUCUUCCUUAAAAAAAAAAAGCAGGACUACUCUUCUCGUAAAUGAAAUUUUCUUUUCCUCCGUAACAGAAAUCGAGCAGUUUAAGAGAGUGAAAGAGCUCAACGUUUUCUACCCUAAAAGAAAUAUUGAUUUAAUGAAGUUCUUUUUAUGAAUGAUACAUUUUUGAUGAAAAGUACAGAAGUUUACUGAGAGAAAAAUUGUUGUUAGAAUAUUCGUCAGGUUGAGUCCGAAUACGAGAUUCGAUUCUAUUCGAUUUAAAGAAAAAAAUUGUAUAAUGUUGUGAAAUGUCAAUGACUCUACGAUCGACGUAUGAAAAGAAAAUUCGUUAUGAAUUCUAGAAAUGCUUAAAAAAAUGGUGUAGAGACUAUUUGCUACGUUAUUACGGAACUUUUAUAGUUUUUCUCUUUCCUCUCACGUUCUGCAAUCGUCGCCUCAAUGGUUUCCUCCGAGAGAUUAAAAAAAAAGAAUCAUUUCCGAGGUCUGCGAUAAACCGGGAGAAGGACGUAAAGGUUUUGAAAAAAGUCAGAGAAAUCGACCACGAGUUUUCUCUUUUUUUUUCUGUUGGAGAAACGACUCUGCGCUAUCUUAUUACCAUAACUUAGGUAUAAAUGAUAUAUGAUAUGUAAUCACUGCAGUUAAAAAAAAUAAAAGGAUAUAAAAUCAAA